Messenger RNA from Gambusia affinis (western mosquitofish), 1888 nucleotides. RefSeq names its product homeodomain-interacting protein kinase 3-like. Bases 103 to 1884 code for a protein of 593 amino acids. Gene Ontology annotation, cellular component: nucleus; cytoplasm; PML body. Gene Ontology annotation, molecular function: protein serine/threonine kinase activity; protein tyrosine kinase activity; ATP binding. Gene Ontology annotation, biological process: positive regulation of transcription by RNA polymerase II; smoothened signaling pathway; peptidyl-threonine phosphorylation. Lineage: Eukaryota; Metazoa; Chordata; Actinopteri; Cyprinodontiformes; Poeciliidae. The record is from RefSeq and is a predicted model, not a curated record. The transcript is spliced from 4 exons.
GACAUUCCAUUUUCUCUUCAACACUUGCUUCAGAAGAGCCAACUUAAGACUUGCAUUUUGCUUUUGACAUUCAACCUAGAGAUAGCGAAAUUAAAGAAUAUCAUGGAAGAAGAGAUAAAGCUCAAUCUCAAACUUGAGAAAUAUGUGGUUCUUCAAGGUAAGCUGUCAGUGUACCACACUGAAGGGUUCCUGGGUGAGGGCUCCUAUGGGACAGUGGUCAAAUGCACCAAGCUUGACAAUGAAGAGCUUGUGGCUGUGAAGGUUUUGCGUAAAGACUGCUUCAAAGAAGGAAAAAAAGAGGCAAAAAUACUGAGGAAAAUCCUACAACUCGACCCUGAGAAAAACAACUUGCUGAAGUUCAUUGAAAGCUUCAAAUAUAAAGGCUACCUCUGUUUGGCCUUUGAAAUUCUGGAUGUGAGUGUCUUUGACUUUAUAAAGAGCAGAGGUUUUGUACCACUCAGUCUUUCUGAAAUCAGAGUAAUUGCUCAACAGUUGCUUGAAGCUUUGAAUGCUUUGAAAAGCGCCGGUCUGGUUCAUGCUGACAUUAAGCCAGACAACAUCAUGUUUGUCAACCAUAGGUCACAGCCUUUGAAAGUUAAGUUGAUUGACUUUGGGUUGGCUGUGAAAGUGUCCAAAUUGUGGUUUGUGGGCACUGUUCAAGCCAUCGGUUACCGGGCCCCUGAAGUCAUCUUGGGUCUAAAAAUGGACGAAAGUGUCGACAUGUGGUCUUUGGGUUGCAGUUUGGCCUACAUGUACCUUGGUUACAACCUCUAUCCAACACACUGUGUAUAUGAGGUCAUUAGGGCUAUCGUCCAGAUUCAUGGUCAACCCCCAGAUGAUGUGUUGAAAGAUGGCAUGGAUGUGCAACACUUCUUCACUAAACUCACUGACUCUUCUCACUGUAAGUUCAGACUGAAUACGCCAGCUGAAUAUACAAACGCAACAGGGUAUGGAACGCAAUUUAAAAGUGGCAUUUACAACCGCCUACGCAGCCUUAAUGACCUGCUGAAGACCCGCCCAAGGCCUGUGAACCCAAUGGAGCGUGAAGAUUCCCUUGGGUUUAUUAGCCUGCUAAAAAAAAUGCUGGUGGUAGAUCCAGAUGCCCGGAUCACCCCAGGAGACGCUCUCGGUCAUCGUUUCAUAACUCUGAAAUAUUUCUCAGGUGAGAGAAAUAACUCCUAUGGAGCAUCAGCUUCGAAAAUGGUGACUGACUGCAGAAUUCAUGAGUUUGCAGUAAGCCAUUAUGUUUCUUCAAGCGAAGAAGCUGGAAUAACAAUGGAAGAUGCAGCCGAAAGACUGUCAGAUAAAGAACAGCCAAGAAGGGUCUUAAUGAAAGUAAGACCCUGUUUUAAAGCUCAGCAAGAAGGUACGGACCAGACAGACACUGCAGCCGAUGGAAGAAAUGAUGAACCCUCAGAAAAGGAGCAGAUGGGGAGGACCUUCAUCAAAGUGAAGCCUUAUUUUUAUGCUAACCAAGAAUCAGCUGAAACUAUCGUCAAAGCUUCAGGCAAGAGUAAAUUUACACCCCCAGCCUUUGGACACAGAAGUAGGCAGAAGAGGUCAGAGUCAAAAGCCUCUGGAAAAGUUCUGAAAAAUAUAGAGUGGAAAGAAAGGACCAUUAUCAAAGUAAAGCCAUAUUCUGUUGCUGACCAAGAGAGAAAAGACAGAGCUGACACGGAAGAUGCUUCAUCAGAAAAAGCUAAGUUCACCAAUACUGAAACUUCCAAGAAAUGCUCUGCUACAGAGAGAGAAGCCAUUUUCUGCAUAGAACGUAACACUCCUCAUUUUGUGGAAGUUAAAGCUCGCAAGACAUCAGCAAAGAAGACCUGGAACUUCUUCUCUUGGCUGAUCAAAUUCAUCUCAUGCAACAAAAAAUGUGAAUGAAACU